This is a messenger RNA of Durusdinium trenchii, 1886 nucleotides long. NCBI's taxonomy places the organism in Eukaryota, Dinophyceae, Suessiales, Symbiodiniaceae. The record is from the annotation of a GenBank genome assembly.
AUUAAGACUGUGCUCUUCCAGCAGACAUGCGGGCAUCUACUUGGAGCUGCGUCGACCCUUGUUCUCAUCGAACAGGUUUGCUAAAGGCCCGUGCGCAGUCGCAGGACAUUGGCGGCGUGCAUGGCCUUGGGCGACGACAUGCCAAGCUCGCACACUCCUUUCUGAUGGCAGCGGCCCUGCGAGGGCACUGGAUCCGAAGGCUCAAAAGGCCGCAGCGGGUUUGGCGAUGCAGCAUCAAAGAUGGCAGCGUCAACGGGCCCAGCAGUGAAGAUCCCCUUGAGCAGACUCAGCCAAAGAAACCGCAAGAAGAGCAAGCCUAUUUUUCGGUGGUGCAGUUCAUGAUCAACAAGGGGAAAGAUGCUUGCAGGUUGCCGCUCAGCGACUUCGAAGAGUUUUGCACGCAGGGAAAUCUAUCCCCUGACCAAGUUCUUAAAACUUUGAGAUUCCUUUCCAAGGAGGGUGAGCAGGAUGACUUCCAGACGGUGAGCAUUACAAGCGUGGAAGAGUUCGUAGUUUUUUGUAUAGUGUGCCAUUUGCAGCAGCUCGAGACGGGUCGGAUGGACAGCGGUAUGCUUGGAGUAUUUCUGAAAGAACUUUUGCGUCCAGCUCCAAAACUACAGAACUAUGGCAAGUUGAUGGCGCUGGUGCGUUCGCAUCCUGACAAACUGUGUGUUUCGGGGGCUGGCGGGAGUGGCUUCGUCAGUUUGCGCAAUGGCUCGUGCCCCAGCUUACCUACAUUGGAUCAUGAGGCCCAGUCUGAUGGUCAGUUUCAAUCUGGUGAGCAGGACAUAGAUUUGGAAGAAGAAGAAGAAGAAGCAGUCAACCGAAGCUCGGAAGAACAAUCACCGUGCACUUUGCUGUUCGAGCUGGCAAACAGAUAUUUGACGCGAAGACUUGGUGGCUACAAGGGAGCCUUGGGUACAGAGUCUCGCGAACAGGAUGCGAAUGUCCUGGCCAAGCGAUUCAGUAGAUCCGUGCGGAAUCAUGGAAUCUUGAGGCCAGAGGUGGUUCUGGCUGAAAUCGACCAUGCCUGCAGCCUGCGAAAGAUCUCUGAGGAUCAACUUUUCAAGGACCGCUUUGUUGGCAAGAUUCUGGCUGGAUAUGUUAAAACCCUUUUGCUGGUGGAAACUGCCAUCAGAACAAGUCUUGCGAGCCAACCUGUCCUGACAAUGCACGAUUUGGAGAUGAGUGUGCUGAGUCAUCCAAUGUUCAGAAAGGCAAGACGAUUGGAAGAUGUUUCCAUUGGAAAACUGCAGUUCCACCCUCUGGUGCAAAAGGCCUUUGGGUUGGAGCAGUUGGAGGUCAUCCCAAAGGAUUUCCCACAACUGAGUUCUUCAGAACUUAUGGUCAAACUUUUCUCCGAGCCAAUUGUGGCGCCGAUGCUUGGCAUGGGAAGCCGGUUGUCCAGGAAAAGGUCACGGUCACUGGUGGAUAGCUUGAUGAAACUGGCGGCCGAGUAUGGCUUCAGCCACUGGAAUCAACUAGGGAUUGCCAUCCAAGAAGGUUCCUUCUUGACGCAGCUGAUUCCCAUGCAACGUGAUGAAAGGCGCAAGGGCUUUGCGCUGUGGAGAGGCGCCAUGGGUCCCGGCGGGGGUACGCCGGGAACGGAUAGAAAACUAUGUUUUACAGUUUUUCCCGAGUGCGUAGCGAAGGGUUGUGGGGGUUGUGGGGGUUGGACUGUGUUCGCCUUGCGUGCUCUGACUCGUCAUUUGUCGUCGUCGUGGGCCCGCCGGGGUAGUAAUUUGUCUCCAUUGGGCGAAGCUUCUGGAGAAGUUUGUCGAUGCCAGGUGAUCGUCAAAUUCGUCGCGUGUACCGUGGUUGGGACGUUGGAUGCCGGAGAGGAUGAAUUCAGGAUGAAUUCGCUGCGCAGGCACAGCGUUUGGUGA